Molecule: messenger RNA, 2807 nt
Organism: Cynara cardunculus var. scolymus (artichoke)
Lineage: Eukaryota; Viridiplantae; Streptophyta; Magnoliopsida; Asterales; Asteraceae
Product: kanadaptin
Exons: 12
Coding region: 48-2309 (753 amino acids)
Molecular function (GO): protein binding; mRNA binding
Source: RefSeq, a predicted model, not a curated record
UAAAGCGACGGUCAUCGCCACCGCCUCCCGCCGCCUGAAACCCCAAAAUGACGACCGACAUGGGUCCUCCACCUCCCCGUAACCCUACAACCACCACUACCUCCGAUCAAACUCAAUUGACGGAAACUCCUACCAAAACAGUAGACGAUAUGAAGAAGACUCCUAUGGGGCCUCCACCUCCUAUCCCCUUGAAUAUCGAAUCAGAGAAAUCCGUACAACCUAAAGAACCACAGCUCCCUGAGGACUCUGCUGUCGCUACGGCUGAUAAUUCCACGACGGUUGAAGAGGCUGGUUUAUCGGAGAGUAAGAAAGAAGAGCAGAAACCUUCGAGCAAUGUUGGUAGUGGUGGAUUAGCAGUUCCUUAUACGAUUCCGUCAUGGAGUGAACCUCCGUGCCAUAAUUAUUUUCUUGAAGUGCUCAAAGAUGGCUCUAUCAUAGAUCAAUUUGAUGUGCAUGAGAAGGGAGCUUACAUGUUUGGGCGAGUAGAUCUUUGUGAUUUUGUCCUUGAGCAUCCAACCAUUUCUCGGUUUCAUGCUGUUCUCCAGUUCAACAAAUCUGGUGGUGCUUUUCUCUAUGAUCUGAGUAGUACACAUGGGACAUUCAUAAAUAAGAACCAGGUGAAGAAAAAGGUGUAUGUGGAGCUGCACGUUGGUGAUGUCCUUCGAUUUGGCCAUUCAUCUCGGUUGUACAUAUUUCAGGGACCACCUGACUUGAUGCCUGCAGAAAAGGACUUGAAGAGUAUUAGAAAUCUUAAGAUGCGAGAUGAGAGCCGUGACAUGGAAGCUUCGCUUCUACGAGCAAAAAGGGAAGCGGCACUUGCAGAUGGUAUCUCAUGGGGCAUGGAUGAGGAUGCUGUUGAAGAAAAUGAGGAUGACCUUGAAGAAAUAACUUGGCAAACUUUCAAAGGACAGCUUACAGAGAAGCAGGAGAAAACCCGAGAAAAAGUUUUGAAGAGGCUUGAAAAGAUCGCUAAUAUGAAGAAGGAAAUAGAUGCUAUUCGUGCGAAGGACAUUUCCCAAGGUGGUUUAACACAAGGACAACAGACUCAGAUAGCUCGUAAUGAACAGAGAAUGGCCCAGGUUGCAGAAGAGCUCGAAAACCUGGAGGAAACCUUAAAUGAAAGUAUACGUGAAAGUAUGGGUGCACGUAUUGGUAGGGUGCAUGGUAAGAAGAAAGGAGCAACUGAGGAUGAUGAAGAUGCAUAUAUGAGUGAUGAAGAUGAGUUCUAUGAUCGAACAAGGAAGAAACCGUCUAAACAGAAGGGUGCAGAGAGCCAGUCAAUUGAAACAGCAGAUUCUCUUCUGGACAAGAAAGAUGCCAUCAAUAGAGAAAUUGAAGAAAAGAAGAAGUUGCUUGUCGAUGAGAAGAACAGAGUGAUUGCUGACAGCGAGGAUGUGGGUGAAGCUGGAGACGUAUUGGAUGCAUUCAUGUCUGGACUAUCGUCUCAACUAGUGCAUGACAAAACAAACUCACUCCAGAAGGAAUUGGACGAGCUGCAAUCAGAGCUGGAACGAGUUCUAUAUCUGCUUAAGAUCGCCGAUCCUGCGGGCGAAGCCGCUAGAAAACGAGAAUCCGUUGCAGGUGAUGGAAAACCAAACAUACCCAAAAUCCCAGUUGUAAAGAAACCAUCCGUAGAGAAGCAUUCACGACACAAAGUGGAAGAAACCGCCCAAAAACAGGGUACUACCAAUAUCACUACAAUAUCAAACACGGGCCCCGACCACGAGUCAGCUGAGGUUGUAACAAAAGCUACGGAAACAAAAGCUACUGUAUACACCGUUACUAAGCCCCAAUGGCUCGGGGCUGUGGAGACCAAAGAACCGAAAAAGGCCCAAGAGGCACCUAUGGUUGUGGUGGAAUCCGAACAGUUUGUAGAUUAUAAAAACCGGAAGGAGGUUUUGGGGAAAAAGGAGAAUGCACAUGUGAAUGAGGACUCGGAGCUCGAAAAUGCAGCACCUGGUUUGAUUAUAAGAAAGCGAAAACCGGUUGAGGAGCCGGAAAACGUUAAAGUUGGAGAUUCGGAUUCAGUUAAGUCGUCUGUAGGAGUAGAUAUCGCAGCAGAAGAUGCUGUAGCGCUGCUGUUGAAACACACAAGAGGAAUUCAAGCGUUAGAUGAUGAAGAUAGCCAUGGCGGCGGUGAGGGUGGUGCAGCAGAUAACCAAGGAAAGAAAGGAAAGAAGAAGGCGAAAAAGGUGAUUGGUCCCGAAAGACCAUCUUUUAAUACCGAACCUGAUUACGAGUCCUGGGUGCCUCCAGAAGGUCAAUCUGGUGAUGGACGGACCUCAUUGAAUGAUCGUUUAGGAUACUAACUACAAAUGGUAUUAUUCGGCCACUCCCAUGUCGUUUGCAACAAUAGAAAUAGCAUCCUUGCUAUUGCUGCUACUGUUACUGAUACCGAUACUGCAAUGGUGAUGUGGAAUGAGAGUUUCAUCGGUUUAUUAUUUCCCUUAAAAGAACGUUAGCCAGUAGUAGCAUUUGUGUAUACUAACGAGAGCAGGACGAAACCAUCUCACUGCAUCAACCAAAACCUCUUCCGGUGGAUUUAGGAUUCGAAGUUAUCGUGCAAUAUUUUUCUCGCAUUUUGGUAAAAGAUGUGGUUUAUGGCGAGUUCUCCCAAACUCUACUCUGUGUGGGAUUCACUGGUUCCUUUAGUUGGCGAAAAUUCUUCUGUAUGGGAUAUAGGUUAGGACCCUGCCUCUGUGUGGGAUUCACAGGAUAUACACCCUGGUUUUAUUUUGUGUUGUGUGGGAUUCACUGGUUCUUUUGGUUAGGGCUUGUUUGUUAGCAGUUUAAUGGAACUCAUGGCU